Messenger RNA from Sitodiplosis mosellana (orange wheat blossom midge), 1228 nucleotides. RefSeq lists its product as uncharacterized. The record is from RefSeq and is a predicted model, not a curated record. NCBI's taxonomy places the organism in Eukaryota, Metazoa, Arthropoda, Insecta, Diptera, Cecidomyiidae. The transcript has 2 exons. The coding region runs from base 168 to 1040 and encodes 290 amino acids.
CUUAUGCAAGUAUUGCACGAAAACUGUGUGAAAAAAUUACCUAUAAAGUAUAUUGAUGACAUCGCAUCAAAUUCAUAACUAUCUAUUGUGUUUGGCAGAAAGCAACUCCAGCAACAACAACAAAACACGGGAUUAUUAUCAGUUAUUUAUUGUCAUAGUUCUGCGACAUGAAGAGUCUCAUUUUGGUUUGCCUGGCUCUUGUUGCCAUUCAAAUAUCAGCAGCUCCAACUGAAAAGGACCUGUCGACUGUUAUCACCAGCACUGAUGCAACGAGCGAUAGCGAUGCGGCAAAGGAGUUGAUCAAAACAAAGGAUGAUAAAGCGAACGAUGUUGUAGAACCAGCACCAACACCAGCACCAACACCAGCACCAACACCAGCACCAACAUCGGCACCGAAACCAGCACCGGAAAAAACGCAAGAGAAGAAAGUGGAUGAAGUUAAGGAAGAAGAGAAGAAGGUGGAAGAAAAAAAGGUAGAAGUGGAACAAGAGAAAAAAGAAGAGGAGAAGAAGGGAGAAGAGAUGAAAGAGGACAAAAAAGAUGAAGAAAAGAAAGAAGACGAGAAAAAAGAAGAGAAAUCGGUUGAAAAAUCCACUGAAGAGUCGAAAAAUACUUCCGAAAAGGCUGAAAAGGCAGAAAAGUCGGAAAAGUCCACAAAAUCCGAUGAAACAUCGAAAGCUACCGAUUCGAAGGAACUCGAUCAUAAAUCAUUUUUCGACUGCAUAUACCAUAUAUUUGGCCAUCGGCUUAGCAGUGAUCCACCAAGCAGCACUCACGUGAUUGAAAUUUCCCUCGAGCCGCCCUCAGCUGCUCAUCCAAUUAUUGAUGCCGACGACGAUGAUGAUGACAUUGAAGUGAUCAUUCCCAUCGCUCCAAAACCAGUUGAACCUCGACCACCAACCAUGGUUACGAAAUUGAUGCAUAUGCUCAACUUUUUGAAUUUCUUUCCAUCGAUGUUGGGACAUGGCAGUCCAGAAAUCGUGCCAACUCACGUCUACCGCAAAACAAUAGUGACCCGUCACCUCAGCCCCUUUGCAUAAGGCUAAAAUAUCAAUAUGUCACCGACAGAUCACAAUUAAUUGACACAAAAUACGCUAUCUUUGUAAUUCAAUCUAAUGAAAUUGUUUUCUGUCACUAACAAGUUGUUAGUAACAACACAUAUUGUAUUCAAAUGAUGAGCUUUUCAUCAAAACCAAGAAGAAAAAAACACAGCAGAUUUUUGAUUAAA